AUGCCUUGUGGUGUGUUGAAUAAGUAUCAUGCGUUCUUUUUUUGGGGAGAUUUUGAGGGAAGUAAUGGGGUGGCUUGGAUAAAAUGGGAAGCGGUUUGCAAACCAAAGGAAAUUGGCGGCUUGGGUUUGAGGGAUUGGGGUUGUUUCAACAAAGCUCUACUUGGCAAGUGGCGAUGGAGGAUCCUUGUGGAACCGGACAGUUUGUGGGUCAAAAUUCUUAGAGCAAAAUACAGAAUUCCUACACAUCUUGACAAAUUCACAGUUGAGGCAAAAGCUUCAAAUUGGUGGAAGGAUGUUUGUAAAGCGUGUUAUGAGGAUGAUGGGAGAGGGUGGUUUGAGCAAGGAAUGAAGAGAGUAGUGGGAGAUGGAAGGGAGGUCAGAUUUUGGAAAGAUUGUAGGAAUGUGCCUGAUUCGCCUGAAAAUAGUGCACAUUCUGAGGAAAAGGGUGGUUCCACUGGAGUUGAGGAUGAGGACGAUGAUGGUGCUGUGUAUGAGAAGAACAUUUUAGAUUUGACAGAAGAUGAUAUAAUGGGGAUGAAAUUCGAUUUUGAAGAGGAUGCAAUUAAGUUCUAUGAAAGAUAUGGUCAGUGUUAUGGUUUUUGGGUGAGGAAAGACAAUGUCUAUCGUGGUUCGCAAGGUUCCAUUGUUACUCGUCAACUGGUCUGCAGCAAAGAGGGGGUGAGGCAUAGAAAAUACUUGGAGUGGAGGGACCGGGUUAGAGUUGCAAAGGGAAUUACCAGGGUGUCGUGUCCAGCUCGCUUCCGUGUUCGCUUUGAACGCAACUCAUGUAAGUGGAAAGUUAUUUACUUUGUCAAGACUCAGAACCAUGUUCUGGCACCUGUGGAUAAAGUCCAUCUGAUUUCUUCAUAUCGGCACCUGAAUGAUUCUGACAAGGCUCAGAUUAAUAGCCUUAAGCUACAUGGGGUGAGGACUUGCAAUAUAAUGGGUUUGAUGCUGGGGCAGAAAGGUGGUCACGAGGCAUUGGGUUUUACCAAGAAGGAUCUGUUCAAUCACAUUGAUAAGGAGAAGCAGAUAAGGGUUGGAAACGGAGAUGCGGUUGCUGCUUUGUCAUAUUUUCAGGCUAAGGCUGAGGGUGAUCCAAUGUUUUUCUCCAAGUAUACUAAAACUGAAGAUGAAAAUCUGAAGGACUUAUUUUGGAGUGAUGGAGUAAGCAGAGUGGAUUACCAUGCAUUUGGCGAUGUAAUGGCCUUUGACAGCACUUAUAAGAGAAACAAGUAUAAUAAGCCUCUGGUGAUUUUCUGUGGCUACAAUCACCAUGGUCAGACAACUGUUUUUGCUUGCGCUUUGAUUACGGAUGAGUCGAUUCAGACAUAUAAGUGGGUGCUGGAGACAUUUGUUGAGUGUAUGUUUGAGAAGCAUCCCAAAGCUGUUGUUACAGAUGGUGAUUUAGCUAUGAAAGAAGCAAUUAGGGUUGUCUUUCCUAAUGCCCGACACAAAUUGUGUUCAUGGCAUAUUCAACAAAAAGCUUUAGAGAAACUGGAGAAUCCAGACUUCUUGGAGGAUUUUAAAGUUCUGAUAUAUGGUAACUUCAACGCGGAGAGAUUUGAACAUCUUUGGGCUAAGGUUAUGGAGAAGUAUGGAUUUGGUAAUAAUGAAUGGAUAACAGGAAUGUAUGGUAUGAAGACAAUGUGGGCAAGUGCUUAUAUGAGGGACAAGUUCUUUGCAGAUUUCAUUCAUAAUUUUGAGAGGGUUGUGAGGGAGUACAGACACAAUGAGUUAGUUGCUGAUUUUAACACAAUGUAUUCGGAGCCUUUGCCCACAACUCCUCUUGGUUAUAUUGAGCGUGGUUUCUCACAGCAUUUGACCAGGAGCAUGUUCAAUGAAGUGAAAACCCAGAUUGAAUAUGUGGGUGACUUAAAUAUUAUUCAAAGGACUGAGGUCAAUGGUGUGGUGAUGGUGAAGAUGAAUAAGGCUUUGUGUGUGAUUGUGGUCACUUUGAUUAUUCUGGAAUCCCUUGUUCUCACAUGA
Molecule: messenger RNA, 1989 nt
Organism: Lotus japonicus
Lineage: Eukaryota; Viridiplantae; Streptophyta; Magnoliopsida; Fabales; Fabaceae
Product: protein FAR1-RELATED SEQUENCE 5-like
Exons: 3
Coding region: 1-1989 (662 amino acids)
Source: RefSeq, a predicted model, not a curated record